This is a messenger RNA of Cyclopterus lumpus (lumpfish), 4453 nucleotides long. RefSeq names its product chitin synthase chs-1-like. Gene Ontology annotation, cellular component: cell periphery; cell septum. Gene Ontology annotation, molecular function: chitin synthase activity. The coding region runs from base 20 to 3841 and encodes 1273 amino acids. The transcript has 22 exons. NCBI's taxonomy places the organism in Eukaryota, Metazoa, Chordata, Actinopteri, Perciformes, Cyclopteridae. The record is from RefSeq and is a predicted model, not a curated record.
GCUCACAUCAGUCAGGAACAUGGAUGAAGAAAGGUACUUACCCAAGAGGCCGUGGGAUACCUGCCGAGAGCGCCCCGCCAUCGAAGAUGAACGGACGCCAUGGAAGAUGCUCAAACUGCUGAAGGUCAUCUCUACCUGCGUGGUGGCUUUGUUCGUGUUCGGCUUGGCCCUGUGUAGCAAGGCGACUUUUCUCCUCCUCAUCACGUUGUCCAACGACGGCACGAAGACGCUCUCCGAUGGGCAGAGGCCCGUCGCCCUGCUGUGCAUCGGCUGCGUUCUCAUCUCCUCCAGUGUGCUUCUCUUCCUGAAGAGCAUCUGGAAGGCGUGUCACAAGACCUCAAAGAUACCCGACAAAAAGACUCUCGCUGUGGUUCUGGUCUUCGAGUUCCUGGUUGCUAUGGGCGCGGCGAUUCUCACCAUCAUAGCAAUGCCGCACUUGGACAUCGUGACCAACAUAACGAUACUGAGCAGUGUGGCCGUCCUCUCGGCGCUCCUUCAGGCGGUCACUCAGUGCACCGCCAGGGCGAGGAACCGCUUCCUGGUGCCGUCCAUCACCGCCGUGCUCCUCAUUUUGCUCGGUUACGGCCUGUUCCUCUACCUGUACAUCACAAAGGACCUCACUGAUACCAAGACAAUGAUUUGGGUGGGACUGGCUGUUGGUGGGUCCUUCUUGAUGUCUUUUACCUGGUGGGAGAACUACUUGGGUCUGAUCAGCCAGAACAGCAGCUCCGUCUUCCUCAACGAGCUGUGUAGCAAAACGAAAAAGUGCCAGAACAUGCUUAACAUGGUCUCCAGCCUGCUCAGGAUCGCGGUGACCGCCGCCGUGCUCGGAGCCUACGUCCCUCUGGUCAAAAUGGACUGGGACGUCGUGACCGCCAUCCCGAGCCGCGAGACAAGAAUUAUAGCCAUCAUCAUCGGGGUCCAGCUGAUCUCCUCCGCACUCUGCCACUGGUUUGCAUUGGCGGCCUGCAAGAUGCACGCCCUGCGACGGUGCUUCAUCCUGCCUUUGCACCUGGCCUCUCUGGCCGUCAUGGUUCUCUUCAUUGUCCCCGUCAUCGUUUACUAUCAAGACCACAAAACAAGUCUGAACGGGACCUCGAUUGACUUCGCAGGCUACUGCAACCAAGUCGUUGACGCAAGAAACCAAAGCCUGACCGGCAGCGUGUUCCCCCCACUGGUUCUGGAUGUUACACACACUCUGUGCUUCCUGGACAUGUCCAGGACAUUUGACAUUGGCAUGCUGACAGGCUACGCGGUGUGCUGGUGGCUCGGCCUUGUGUUGGCCACCCUCCACAUCUGGUUCCUCAGUCUGUAUCGCAUCCAGAGGACCCAGGACCUGUUCACCAGGCGGCUGUUUGAGGGAGGGUUUCUAGAGCAGUCGCUGCUGCUGAACACUCGGUUCGACAUCCAGAGGACUGAAAAGCGAAAGCAAUUUAAGUCGCUCGACCCGGUGAAAGUGUUCCUUUGUGCGACCAUGUGGCAUGAAACCCAGGAAGAGAUGAUGAAUAUAAUCAUUUCCAUAUUUCGACUGGACAGGUACAGGCCGAAUAAGAAAGAAGAAAAGACCGACGUUACCUUUGAGGGACACAUCUACUUCGACGACGCCUUCAAAAAUGUUCCCGGAAGUCAGGAGCGCCUCGUCAACGAAUACGCAGAGAUGCUCGUGAAUAUUCUCAGAGAAGUUUACGGUAUCUUCUUGAACAUCAACAAAGGCGACUUCACAAAGCAGCAGCAGAUCCCCGACCAGAAGAUAUUGACGACGCCGUACGGAGGCCGUGUGGAGAUCACCAUGCCUCACGGGAACAGUUUAAUAGUUCACUUCAAGGACAAGACACUCAUUCGCCACAAGAAGAGAUGGUCCCAGGUCAUGUACUUGUACUAUCUCCUGGGCUGGAAAGUAGCAACCAAGUAUUUCAAUAAGUUGGAGAAAGGAGAGAAGGACUUUGAGCUGAAAAAAGACUUUGAGAAAGAGAAGCACAACACCUACAUCCUGGCUUUAGAUGGCGACACUGACUUCCAACCCGCUGCUGUGAUGCUGCUCAUCGAUCGUCUGAAACUGUACCCUCGCGUCGGGGCGGCGUGCGGCCGGAUUCACCCCACCGGAACAGGUCCCAUAGUGUGGUACCAGAAGUUUGAGUACGCAGUGGGUCACUGGCUUCACAAGACGGCGGAGCACGUGUUCGGCUGCGUGCUCUGCAGCCCCGGCUGCUUCAGUCUGUUCAGAGGAGCGGCGCUGAUGGACGACAACGUGAUGAAGAGAUACACCAUGAGGUCCUCAAAGGCGAUACACCACAUCCAGUACGACCAAGGAGAGGACCGCUGGUUGUGCACUCUGCUGUUGAAGCAGGGUUGGCGAGUGGAGUACAACGCGGCCGCGGAUGCCUACACCAAUGCCCCGGAGGAGUUUAAAGAGUUUUACAACCAGCGUCGGCGAUGGGGACCGUCCACCAUGGCCAACAUAGCGGACUUGCUGGGCUGCACCACCAUGAUCUCCAAGAGGAACCCGUCCAUUUCCAAAGCCUACAUGUUCUACCAGUUCUUGAGCUUGGUCGCCGGCAUUCUGGCACCUUCCACCGUCAUCCUUAUGAUUGCAGGUAGUUUGACUGUGCUCCUGGAUAUUCACCCGAGCGUCGCUCUGGUCAUGGCCCUGAUACCUCCAAUUAUCUUCCUCGCCAUAAGCUUCAAGCUCACGGCCAACACUCAGAUCAAAAUCGCAGGAGGCAUGAGCGUCGUGUACGCCUUCCUCAUGAUUAUCGUAGGGAUUUCCAUAUCAGGCAACGUAGUGAAGGAAGGAACCCUCCUGACUCCCAGCAGCCUCUUCAUCCUCGCCCUUGCCAGCUUUUACGUCGUCACCGCGAUCUUGCAUCCUCAGGAGAUCGGCCUGGUGUGCUACGGCUUCAUUUACCUCAUCUCCAUCCCCAGCGCCUACUUGCUGUUGUCGAUUUACUCCAUGGUCAACAUGAACAACGUGUCCUGGGGCACCAGGGAGACGGCGCCGGCUGCCGGACUUGCCGCGAGGGAAGCCCCUCAAACCGCAGCCCAGAAAGCCAAAAGCUCCAUCAUGCGGUUCUUCUCGCGGUCCAAAUGCUGUCGAACACUCUGUAGCACCGGCAGUGUGGAAGAGCUCACCCUCAACCAGGACAGGGUGGAGCCUCAACCCCAAAACAGUAUCGUGGAGGACGCCAGGACGCAUGUGGAGGAGCAGAGGCAAGAGCCUGUUUACUCCGUCACUCACCAAAGUUGGAUCACACAACUGCAGAGUCUGUCUGAUGACAUGCGUCUGAAGGAGGAAAGGCUCGACAAGGAUGAGGAGCAGUUCUUCAGAGAUCUUAUGGCCAAAUACCUGGAGCCUAUUCCGGAGAACAAAAAGGAACAGAAAGAAAUGAUCGACCAACUGAGGGACUUGAGAAACAAGAUUACCUUCGUCUACUUCAUCCUCAACGCCUUCUGGCUCAUCGUGACCUUCACCCUCCAGCUCUUGGACUCGUCUGUCUUCAUCAAGGUGCCAAAAAUAGACAACAACCUGGAACUCACCGGAGAGUUCAUCUACAUCGACCCCGUGGGCUUCAUGUUCAUCCUGUCCUUCGUCCUGCUGGUUGUCAUCCAGUUCAUCGGCAUGCUGUUCCACAGAAUAUACACCCUGAUCCAUUACGUGGCCUUCAUGGAUACAGAGCCCGUGUCUAAAAAACAAACACAAGAAGAAGAAGAACAACAACAAGAACAAAAAUAUCAGACAUUUAAUGAGGUUGACGACGUAGACAGCGACAACUCCGAUGACUCCGAUGACUACAUGUAUCCGAGCAUCCUCGGCCGAAGUCCGAACACCGGAACUAUGGUGUGAUCGACGACGGGCCCCAGAAAGAAAAACCACACCGCAGACGACCUGUCAUUAGCACUUUGAAGCAAAACAAGUACUGUAUGCAUCUCGUUGAAAUCGUUUUAGACACACACAUAUCAAUUAAUUGCAUUGUUAUUAUUAUUAUUAUUAUUAUUAUUAUUAUUAUUAUUAUUAAGUCUCUGCAUUGCUACUUCAACGUGAUAUGAAGAAUAAACUAGAGGUGUGUGAAGGUCAAAGUGCACAAUAUGAAGAAUAAACUAGAGGUGUGUGAAGGUCAACGUGCACAAUAUGAAGAAUAAACUAGAGGUGUGUGAAGGUCAACGUGCACAAUAUGAAGAAUAAACUAGAGGUUUGAAGGUCAACGUGCACAAUAUGAAGAAUAAACUAGAGGUGUGUGAAGGUCAACGUGCACAAUAUGAAGAAUAAACUAGAGGUGUGUGAAGGUCAACGUGCACAAUAUGAAGAAUAAACUAGAGGUGUGAAGGUCAACGUGCACAAUAUGAAAAAUAAACUAGAGGUGUGAAGGUCAACGUGCACAAUAUGAAGAAUAAACUAGAGGUGUGUGAAGGUCAACGUGCACAAUAUGAAGAAUAAACUAGAGGUGUGUGAAGGUCA